Molecule: messenger RNA, 2150 nt
Organism: Sitophilus oryzae (rice weevil)
Lineage: Eukaryota; Metazoa; Arthropoda; Insecta; Coleoptera; Curculionidae
Product: solute carrier family 35 member F2-like
Exons: 7
Coding region: 91-1323 (410 amino acids)
Biological process (GO): transmembrane transport
Cellular component (GO): membrane
Molecular function (GO): transmembrane transporter activity
Source: RefSeq, a predicted model, not a curated record
GGUUUAUCCGUGGCAUCGGGUCUGCCCCGCCCGCCUUUUUUCGCCGAGGGUGAAAGUAAACAGAAUUUCCUUAAUGAAUACUUUGAAAAUAUGGGAGACACCACUCAAACUGUUGACUUUUGUGAUAAAAUAGGAAACAAUCUCUCCGAAUUAGGCAAAUGGCAAGUCUGGCAGAAUAUAAUAUUAGGGCAGUUUCUUUCGUUAAUCUUGUGCGCGAUCAACACGUUGGCCCAUUAUAUUAAUUCAGGGUCCAGCGAUGUUCUGCCAACGGGUCAGAGUUUUCCGCAUUACAUGUUUUUAUGUGCAAUUUAUACCAGUUGGUUGGCGUUCCGAAGAGGCGAUAGGGGAUUAAUUUCAAUAAUCAGAGGAAGAGGCUGGAGGUAUCUGCUUCUAUGCAUUAUUGAUGUCGAAGCCAAUACGUUGAUGAGCACAGCGCACCAAUUUACCACUCUUACAAGUAUACAGUUGUUAGGAUGUGUAGCUAUUCCAGUGGCAUUAGCUUUAAGCUGUUUGAUACUGGGUGUUCGAUAUCGAAUGGUACAUAUAAUUGCUGUUUCUGUUUGCCUUAUUGGUGUAGGAUGUCUCGUAUGGGUCAAUAUUGAAGAUAACAAAAUUGACGGAAAAAAUCAGCUUGUUGGCGAUAUGCUGUGUCUUGGGGGCGCCGUGCUUUUUGCCAUAGUAACUGUCCUCCAAGAAUUAUCAGUAAAAAAUACUGAUAUUAUUGAAUACCUAGGUCUUUUGGGACUAUUUGGUAGCAUAGUCAGUGGCGUUCAAAUGUUAUUAUUAGAAAAACAAACGCUCAUCUCCUCUACGUGGAAAAACUCAAGUGCACUAUUAUCGUCAUUCUCGGCGUGCCAAUUUAUAUUUUGUACAUUUUCUAGUUUAUUCUUAUUAAAUAUGGGCACAACUGCUUUACAUUUAUCCCUAUUGUCGGGAAACUUUUAUACAUUAAUAAUAGGAAUAUUGUUAUUUAAUUACAAGUUUCAUGCGUUAUAUUUUUUAUCGUAUACACUUUCGAUGACUGGUGUCUACAUAUAUUCAAUAAAACAAACGUCUACUAGAAUUGGAAAUGUACUGGUUAACCAAGUAAGAACCCAGCAUCACUCUCAUCAGCAUCAACAUCAACUUAAUAACAGAACCAGCGAAUGUCAAUUACAAGAACACAUUAUUGUAGAUAGCCCAGAUCGAAUGAACGAAAUACUGUCGACUUUCGGAACACUGAACAGCAACGACACGUUCCCGUUAAGUCAUAGCACCAAUACAACUUUCACAUCAUUUUAUGGUAGUCACGAUAUCUUAAACAGCCAAACAACUUCAGCAUAAUAGCGUAAUGAUCAUCAAUCCUAGUUAAUAUUAUUAUCAUACCUAGUUUAAUAAUAUAAAACAUAAAACUAUACACAACAAAUUCAAAAUUUUUGUUUUAUUUUUGAAAUUUAAAAUAUUCGUAUUUUUUACGUUUAUAUUGUACUAAUAAGGUCAUUAAUUGUAAUAAUGACCUUAUUAUUAUUUUGUCCGUUACAAAAAAAAAUAAAAAAGUAAUAUAUUUUUUUCAAUAUUCAGAAUAUUAUCAUACAUAUUAUUUUCAAUAUUUAUUACUAUAUGUAUAAGUUUUCUCAGAACUAAAAAAUAGUCAUUGUUACAAUUUUCUCGUGUAUAUUAUUUUUAAUAAAUUCUCCUCUAAGUUAUAAUUUAACAUUACCAAAGACCAAUUUUUUAUCAACAAAAAAUGUUUCGAAUUAAAAAAAGUAAAAAAACUGAUAUAUUAUCUAAAACUCUUAGCAUUAAUCAUAAGUGUACAAUAUCUUUUUAAUAUGAACAUGUUUAAUGCGUGGUUUUAAGUUAUUACAAAUCUUUUAUGCACGAUAUGUUUUAUAGUCUUGAAUAAUAUUAUUAUUGUCAGUUUUGCAGAAAAGAAAACUAAAACUUUGUGCUAACUUUUAGUUAUAAAGUUAUUUGGAACAUCCAUAACACCGUGUCUGCAUACCAAGAUAAAAACAAUGAAUAUAACAUUCAGACAUUGCUUAAAAAUAAUUUUCAUACUUAAGUCUUAAAAUAAUUUUCUUACUUCACCUACACUAUAUUAAAGAAUUUCAAAUUUUAAAAUCUAUUUUUCGGUCAACUUUCGUUUAGCUGAAAUUAGUUAUUAGAAA